AUGGAACCAGUGGCGACCUGGACCCCCGGGAAGGUGGCAGCUUGGCUGAGAGGCCUCGAUGACUCCCUGCAGGAUUACUGCUUUGAGGACUGGGAGCUGCCCGGGAAGUACCUGCUCCAGCUCUGUCCCCGCAGCCUUGAGGCCCUGACUGUGUGGCCUCUCGGCCACCAGGAGCUCAUCCUAGAAGGGGUGGAACAGCUCCGGGCCCUGAGCUCUGGGCUACAGACGGAGAACCUUCAGAGCCUGACAGAGGGGCUGCUCCAGAGGACCUAUGCUUUCCAGAGCUUAGUCCAGGGCCACCUGGAAGGCUGUGCCAAGCCCCCUGCUGAUGUCCUCAGUGCAGCCGUGGAGCUGGUGCAUGAGGCCCGUACCCUCCUUUUCUGGCUCAACAGGUACCUCUUCUCCCACUUAAAUGACUUCUCAGCCUGCCAGAAGAUUGGGGAGUUGUGCGGGGAGCUGGGCCAGGCCUUGCAGGAGGACAGUCCGGCGGCCGAGAGGGAGAGCAAAGUCCUGAGGAUUUGCAGCCACGUGGCUGGGAUCUGCCACCACAUCCUGCGCUGCAGCCCCCAGGAGCUGCUGGAGCAGAGGGCCCUGCUGGAGCGCGUGCAGCUGGACGACCCUUUGGGCCUGGAAAUCCACACCACCGGUAACUGCCUGCACUUCGUGUCCCGUGUGGGCCCCCAGGUCGCUGCUGACUCCCGGCUGCAGAUCCUGCCUGGAGACGAGAUUGUCCAGGUCAAUGAGCAGGUGGUGGUGGGCUGGCCCCAUAAGAACGUGCUGAGGGAGCUGCUGCGGGAGCCGGCCGGGGUCAGCUUGGUGCUGAAGAAGGUCCCCAUGCCAAAGACCCCUCCUCAGGUACCAGUCCCCCAGCCCUGCUCCCAUCCCGCUUUCAGACCCCUGUCAGCAGCUCUGUCACCAUUUCUGGUUGUUCCCCAGACCCCUCCUCAGACCCCGGGCUCCGCACCACUGUCGAGUCCCCUGCUGGCUUUCACCCCACUGUCUGCCAGGUAUCAGGCUCUGCCGCUGGUGGGUCUGGGCAGGGGUGCCACGGGCUCACUCACCUCAUCUCCCCUUGCUCUCCCCAGGGCCCCAUCCGAAGACAUCUUUGCCUUUGACCUGACUUCAGACCCAAGUCCUGCACCCAGCCCUACCUGGACAGACUCUCCCUCCCUUGACCUUGAGUCCCGGCCUGUUCACCCUGCACCUCUAGCCACACACCCAACAGGGGUAGCAGAGACUCAGGAAGCCCCAGAACAGCCUGACACGAGUCCUGUUUCUGGUCGGAAGAAAUCAAAAGGCGUGGCGACACGGCUGAGUCGCCGGCGGGUGUCAUGCCGGGAGCUGGGCCAGCCCGACUGCGACGGCUGGCUUCUGCUGCGCAAGGUGCCGGGUGGUUUCAUGGGCCCUCGCUGGCGCCGCUGCUGGUUUGUGCUCAAGAGACACACGCUCUACUGGUACCGCCAGCCCCAGGAUGAGAAGGCUGAGGGCCUCAUCAAUGUUUCCAACUACAGUCUGGAAAGUGGACAGGAUCAGAAGAAAAAAUAUGUGUUCCAGCUCACGCAUGACGUGUACAAACCCUUCAUUUUUGCUGCUGAUACCCUGGAGGACCUGAGCAUGUGGGUACGCCAUCUCAUUACCUGCAUUUCCAAGUACCAGUCUCCAGGCCGGGCCUCCCUGCCCCGAGAGGAAGACUGCUACAGUGAGACAGAAGCAGAAGACCCUGACGAUGAGGCUGGGUCCCGCUCAGCCUCGCCCAGCCCAGCCCAAAUGUGGAGUCCGCUCCAUGGAGACACAUCACCUGCAGCCACCCCCACCCAGGGCAGCCCACAGACUUCCUUUGGCCCACCAUCAGACAGCAGCGAAGGGGUGCUGGAGGGAAUGGUGCAGGGGCUGAGGCAGGGGGGCGUGUCCCUCCUGGGCCAGCUGCAGCCCUUCACUCACGAACAGUGGCGGAGCUCUUUCAUGAGGCGCAACCGAGACCCCCAGCUCAAUGAGCGAGUGCACCGCGUGCGUGCGCUGCAGAGCACGCUCAAGGCAAAGCUGCAGGAGCUGCAGGCCUUGGAGGAAGUGCUCGGUGACCCGGAGCUGACAGGAGAGAAGUUCCGGCAGUGGAAGGAGCAGAACCAAGAGCUCUACUCAGAGGGCCUGGGAGGCUGGGGAGUGGUGCCGUCUGAGGGCCACUCCCAAGUCCCCAGCUCUGACUCCAGAGAACAGUCUUCCCACCCCUUGGCCUCUGACCCUGAGGAGCAGUCCCAUCUCUGCCCCCUGACCCCAGAGAGCAACCUCCGACCUCCUGACCUCUGACCUUGGUCCAUACCCUGGCUCCUGACCUCUGGCCUUGAGGACCACCUCAGCCCCCAAGUCCUGACGCGUCCAGGACAGAGCAUCCCCGGGUUCUGUUCAAGGUUGGAAGUAGUCCGUGUGUCACCCCCAGAGGCCCCCCCUUUGCCCACGUGUCCACCAUUUCUGCUCCUCUCUCCCUUGGAGUGGGUCGAAGCGAAGUGCACUCCAUGCCAUCCUCUCUUUUGCCAAUGAAGAAGUGGCAAGCUGGGCUGAAAUUCUCUCCCCCUUCAUCCUCCCACUUGUGGGGCACAAACCUGUCCCCCUCCAUCUCUGGCCCUUCUCCCUUCCCCAAACCAGUCUUGUAUAGGUGCUCAUUUUA
This is a messenger RNA of Enhydra lutris kenyoni (northern sea otter), 2662 nucleotides long. RefSeq names its product connector enhancer of kinase suppressor of Ras 1. NCBI's taxonomy places the organism in Eukaryota, Metazoa, Chordata, Mammalia, Carnivora, Mustelidae. Bases 1 to 2304 code for a protein of 767 amino acids. The record is from RefSeq and is a predicted model, not a curated record. The transcript is spliced from 19 exons. Gene Ontology annotation, molecular function: protein binding.